Molecule: messenger RNA, 774 nt
Organism: Aphanomyces astaci
Lineage: Eukaryota; Oomycota; Saprolegniomycetes; Saprolegniales; Verrucalvaceae
Exons: 5
Coding region: 1-774 (257 amino acids)
Cellular component (GO): lysosome
Molecular function (GO): cysteine-type endopeptidase activity
Source: RefSeq, a predicted model, not a curated record
AUGCGCGUUGCCUUUGCCUUGUCUGCACUUGCCGCCAAGCAGUCGGUGGUGUCGCUGAUCGCCGACGAACGGUUGAGCCUGGAGCAAGAGUUGGCCGAGUGGAAGGCCGAGUUUCGCGAUGAACAGGUGGACGCCGAACUCCAGCGCAUCCUGGACUCCAAAUUCUCGGUCGAAGGAGCUGCGUUGACCAACCCCGACGCCACGUUCGACUGGCGCAACCACUUCGCCUUGCUCAGCAACGACGAGUUCAAGAAGUACGUGGCCGUGUCCUUUGGUCGCGGGUCGCACUUGCGCGGCGAGAUUAUCGACACGCUCGAGGACGAGACCGCGUCGUUGCAGGCGACGUCCAAGGACUGGACCACGUCUGGCUGUGUGAAUGCCGUGCAAAACCAAGGCAGCUGCGGAUCGUGCUGGUCGUUCUCGUCUGUGUGUCACGGGUCGGUGCACUGCAUCAAGACGGGCACGUUGCUCAAGUUGGCUGAGCAACAAUACGCUAUCCACUACGCUGCCAGUGGGUUAUGCUUGUCGUCGGCGUACCCGUACACGUCCGGCAGCACCGGCCAAACCGGCGCCUGCAAGAGCUGCACUAAGCAGGCACUGGCCAUUGGAUCCAGCCCCGUGUCCGUGACCGUGGAGGCCGGCAACAACGUGUGGAAGAACUACAAGAGCGGGGUGGUGUCGGUGUGCCCCGGGUCACAGUCUGACCACGCCGUGCUCGCCGUGGGCAACGAUGGCUCGUCCUUUAAGGUCAAGAACUCGUGGGGUGGGGGCUGA